AUGGCCUGCCUAGAGAGGGUCCCCAGCGUGCCGGGCAUGCCUGAGGGGAAGACACUGGAGCGCGCGCACUCCAACCAGGAGGUCCAGCGCGUGCCCCCCUCUCGCCGCCUGAUCGUGGUGGCCAACCGCCUGCCGGUGUCGGCGUACCGCGACCCGGAGGGCAAGUGGCAGCUGCAGGUCAGCGCGGGGGGCCUGGUGUCGGCGCUCAUGGGCGUGGCCCACUUCCAGACCAAGUGGAUCGGCUGGCCCGGGGUGUACGUCGAGGCGGGACCGGAGCGCGACGCGCUGACCUCUGCGCUGCACGGCGAGGGCUACGCGCCGGUGUACCUGGACCAGAAGAUGGUGGACCUGCACUACAACGGCUUCUGCAACUCCGUGCUGUGGCAGCUGUUCCACUACGUGCCGCUGAACAUCGACAGCAAGCUGUCAGAGACGCGGACGCUGCAGUUCCAGUGGGCCGCUCACCAGAUGGUCAACCGCAUCUUUGGCGACGCGGUGAUGCAGCACUACCAGGAGGGCGACAUCAUCUGGGUGCAGGACUACCACCUCAUGCUCCUUCCCGCGGUGCUCAAGGAGCGCCGCCCCAACAUGAAGGUGGGCUUCUUCCUGCACACGCCCUUCCCCUCCUCCGAGAUCUACCGCACGCUGCCCGUUCGCGAGGAGCUGCUGCGCUCCGUCCUGCGCGCCGACCUCAUCGGCUUCCACACCUACGACUACGCGCGCCACUUUGUGUCCGCCUGCACCCGCAUCCUGGGCCUGGAGGCCACGCCGGAGGGCGUGGAGGACGACGGGUCGCUGACCCACGUCGCCGCCUUCCCCAUCGGCAUCGACCCCGACCGCUUCACCGCGGCGCUGGGCGCGCCCGAGGUGCGCGCCAACGUGGCCCAGCUGCUGAACCGGUACGCGGGGCGCAAGGUCAUGCUGGGCGUGGACCGGCUGGACAUGAUCAAGGGCAUCCCCCAGAAGCUGCUGGCCUUUGAGAAGUUCCUGGAGGAGCACCCGGAGUGGUGCGACCGCGUGCUCCUGGUCCAGAUCGCGGUGCCCAGCAGGACCGACGUCCCGGAGUACCAGCGCCUGCGCAGCAUGGUGCACGAAGUUGUGGGCCGCAUCAACGGCCGGUAUGGCACGCUCACCCACGUGCCCAUCUACCACCUGGACCGCCAGCUGUCCUUCCACGAGCUGGUGGCGCUGUACGCCAUCACCGACGUCGCGCUGGUGACCUCCCUGCGCGACGGCAUGAACCUGGUGUCCUACGAGUACGUGGCCUGCCAGCGCGACAACGCGGGCGUGCUGGUGCUCUCCGAGUUUGCCGGCGCGGCGCAGAGCCUGGGCGCGGGCGCCCUCCUGGUCAACCCCUGGAACGUGUCCGACCUGGCCGCGGCCAUCGGCUACGCGCUGCGCAUGCCGGAGCGCGAGCGGCGCGAGCGCCACCGCCACAACUACGCGCACGUCACCGUGCACACCGCGCAGACCUGGGCCGACACCUUCAUCUCCGAGCUGGACGACACGGCGGUGGAGGCGGAGCUGCGCACGCGGGGCGUGCCGCCGCCGCUCCCCGUGCCGGACGUGGCCGCUGCGUUCGGUAGCGCGGCGGGGCGCCUCCUGGUCCUGGGCUACAACGCCACGCUGACGCCGGGAGAGGAGGGGCCGGGGGGGAGGACGCACCGUCCGGGCGUGGUGGUGUUCAGCGGGAGCGAGAAGGAGGUGCUGGAGGAGGUGUUUGCCGGCACGCGCAUCUGGCUGGCGGCGGAGAACGGCAUGCUGCUGCGCCCCCCCGGCGCCACCGAGUGGGUGCCCGUCAUCGAGCCGCCCUCGGGCGAGUGGAUGGACAGCGUCAGUCUGGUGUUCGAGUACUUUUGCGAGCGCACUCCGCGCAGCUUCGUGGAGCAGCGGGAGCACAGCAUCGUGUGGAACUACCGUGCCGCCGACGUCGAGUUUGGGCGCCUGCAGGCCCGAGACUUGCUCCAGCACCUCAUUUCGGGGCCCAUCUCCUCUGCGCCCGUGGAUGUCGUGAGGGUGGUGGUGUUCAGCGGGAGCGAGAAGGAGGUGCUGGAGGAGGUGUUUGCCGGCACGCGCAUCUGGCUGGCGGCGGAGAACGGCAUGCUGCUGCGCCCCCCCGGCGCCACCGAGUGGGUGCCCGUCAUCGAGCCGCCCUCGGGCGAGUGGAUGGACAGCGUCAGUCUGGUGUUCGAGUACUUUUGCGAGCGCACUCCGCGCAGCUUCGUGGAGCAGCGGGAGCACAGCAUCGUGUGGAACUACCGUGCCGCCGACGUCGAGUUUGGGCGCCUGCAGGCCCGAGACUUGCUCCAGCACCUCAUUUCGGGGCCCAUCUCCUCUGCGCCCGUGGAUGUCGUGAGGGGCGGGCGCAGCAUCGAGGUGCGGCCCGUGGGCGUGAGCAAGGGCGCCUCGCUGGAAAAGGUGCUGCAGUACAUGGCCGACGCCUGCGACAUGGCCAGCGUCAACUUUGUGCUGGCGGCGGGGCACUUCCUGCAGCGCGACGAGAACCUCUACGCGCUGGUGUCGGGCGAGACGGAGGGCGGCCUGGCGCCCGCGCCCGCGCCCGCGCCAAGCCACGCCCCCGCGCCCGGUCCCGCAGGUGUAGGGGCUACGCGGCCGCAGCACCACGAUCCGGGCGCCCUGGGUCCGGCGGGGCAUGCGCUGUCCCCCUCGCUGGCCGCGCGCAUGGGCAUGGGCGGCGGGGCGGCGGCCGCGCCUGUCGCGCCGGCCGCCGUGCUGCCCGCAGCGCCGUCGGCGCAGGACCGGCACCGCUACUUGGCCAGCAGCGACGCGGAGGCCGGCGCCGUGCGGCAUCGCACGACGGGCGAGGCGCGGCGCCAGGCAGCACACGCUGCGCACGCUUCGGCUCCGGGGGCCAGCACGACGGGCGGGGGCGCGCCGGGCGCCACGGGCGGCAGCGUGCAGGCCUUUGGCGGGCACGAGCUGCCCUUCGCCGUCCCACCGCGCCACUGCUUCACCUGCGCGGUCGGGCGCGGGGUGGUCAGCCGCGCGGCCUUCACGCUGUCCAGCUCUGCGGAGGUGGCGGCGCUGCUGCGCCAGCUGGCGCUGACCAACGGUGCGACCAUGGAGCAGCUCAUGCCCGUGACCUCGCUGUCGCCCACCAGCAGCGGCGGGGACGGGCUCGCCGACAGCGGCUGGCUGGAGGCCAGUGCGCGGUCCUGGAGCCUGAACCCCCGCGAUGAGGAGGCGAUGCUGGGCAGGCAGUGA
Auxenochlorella protothecoides is the source of this 3225-nucleotide messenger RNA. RefSeq names its product Alpha,alpha-trehalose-phosphate synthase [UDP-forming] 1. The record is from RefSeq and is a predicted model, not a curated record. Lineage: Eukaryota; Viridiplantae; Chlorophyta; Trebouxiophyceae; Chlorellales; Chlorellaceae. Gene Ontology annotation, cellular component: cytosol. The transcript has 6 exons. Gene Ontology annotation, molecular function: alpha,alpha-trehalose-phosphate synthase (UDP-forming) activity. Bases 1 to 3225 code for a protein of 1074 amino acids. Gene Ontology annotation, biological process: trehalose biosynthetic process.